This is a messenger RNA of Spathaspora passalidarum NRRL Y-27907, 4505 nucleotides long. It is a transcript of the gene NAN1, whose product is annotated as Nan1p. NCBI's taxonomy places the organism in Eukaryota, Fungi, Ascomycota, Pichiomycetes, Serinales, Debaryomycetaceae. Gene Ontology annotation, cellular component: nucleolus. The transcript has a single exon. The coding region runs from base 1435 to 3090 and encodes 551 amino acids. Gene Ontology annotation, molecular function: RNA binding; protein binding. Gene Ontology annotation, biological process: positive regulation of rRNA processing; positive regulation of transcription by RNA polymerase I. The record is from RefSeq and is a predicted model, not a curated record.
UUUUCUAUGACGUAUAUAUAUAUUUCACUAUUAAAAAAGACCUGGUUUCUAAAAAUACAAAAGGUGGUGGGAUGAGGAAAUGAAUGACGAGUUUAAUGUUCCACUUUAACUUAUUUCCUUCUUUUCCAAAGGAUUAUAACGUAAGAAUUUCUCAAUCAAAUCAACAUGGGUCAAUACCAUUCUUCUACAACAAUAUCUCUUCAACUUCAACUUGUCCAAUGCAUCACCUUCAGUCAUGGCUUCAUCUUGUAAAUAUUCUAAAUAGGUUUCCCAUUUAUCACCAACAACUUUACCACAUGAAAAACAACGGACUGGAAUAAUCAUUAUGUGUAUAUAUGUGUGUGUAUCUAAGAAGAAGGAUGAUGAGGUAAUACAUCUUCUGUUUCAGAAAGCUGCAUUUUUCCUAUGAGGAAAAUUUUUAGGAAAAAGUUCGGUCAUGUGACUUUUUGUCAUGUGCGCUGCUCAUCGGUCGUUUUCUAAUUUUUUUUUAGCAAUAUAUAUCCAAUUUUCACUAAACUACCAACUAACCAGUUAGAUCUACCAACAACAAACAUGCCUACAGCUGCUGUCGAUACUGCUACCUCGGUAUCUGAUUGGACAUUGUCUAUGGCCACAGGUGGUGAGCCACUUAAUUUACGUCAUUCAACCACAGGUGCAUCCAUCUUUUCCCAAGAUGGUCGUUACAACAUUGUUACAUUAACUCACCAAAUCCGAGUUUACUUCAUAUCCACUCGACAAUGUAUUCGUACUAUUGACUUGGACCUUGUUGAUUUAGUAGAUGCCAAGAUUGACGUCACUAACCCUAAUCACUUGUUGUUGUUUAAAGCCAGUGGUGAAUUGAUUACUAUUAAUUGGAAGGAUAAAGUCAGUGACAAAGGAGGAGCUAUAAUAUCAAGCGUCAAGAUCGAAACUUCGUUACCUAUCUUGUCUAUUAUCUCAGCCAGACACUUGUCAUUUGUCUACAUUAGUGGUAAGAAAGAUAAGAGAAGAUCUGCCAGUGGUGGAAGUUUUGGAUCUCCCCAUACUCGAUACAUAAACUAUUUUGAUAGAAAUUCUGAAACUAUUACUACAUUGGCAGAAAUCCCCAACUGUAUUGAAUUUGCAACUUCGGCCGAUUCCAAAAAGGUUGUGUUCAUAAACAGUCAACAUGAAGUGGUUUUACUUGAUUUGAGCAAUGUAUACAAGAAUGAUGAAUUGACUAACGAACAAGAGAUUAUUUCCCAGGAAACUAUUCCAUUCCCAUUCAAAUCUCAAGUCACAUCGGUCGCCGUAUCCAAUGAUGAUGUUGUUGCCCUUGGUACAUCCUCGGGAACCAUCCAAAUUGUUUCUGGGGGUUUGGUCGCUGGUAAACCACAACGAUUAUUAAAAUGGCAUAUUGACCAAGUCAAGUCUUUGCGCUUUUCUGCCGACAAUAACUAUUUGAUUAGUGGUGGGAUGGAAAAAGUAUUGGUGUUUUGGCAGUUGGAAAGUGAAAAGAAGCAAUUCUUGCCUAGAUUGAAUGGAAGUAUUGAAAAGAUUUGUGUUGAUAAUAGUUAUAUUUCCUUGUUGUUAUCAUCAGGUAGUAACGACUAUGAAGUAUUAAUCUUAUCUGCAGUUGAUUUGAUAUCCAGAUUAUCGGUAAACACCAUAAGACCAAAGUUUUUCAAUUUGCUUAAACCAACCUUGUCAAAGACCAAAAGAAAAUACUUGAAAUCACCAACUGAUUUUGAUAAGUUUAAACUCAAGCAUGACUACAGUUGCAAAUUUGAAAUUCAUCCAAAGUCCAAAAACCUUUACUUCCCCAAUAAUGCCGCCAUUCAAGCAUAUGAUUUAGUCAAGAACGAACAGGCGUUCAUUCAAAAUGCCGCUCCAGUGUUAAGCACCGGUAAAGUAAGAUCAGAAACCAAAUUAAUUGAUCCAAAUGUAACCAUAAUAUCAUUCACACAUGACGGUGAAUGGAUGUGUACUUUUGACGAAGUGUUGAAUUCUGAAAUCGACAACUUGUUAUCCAAGAAUGACAAGCAGUACGCUUUGAAGUUCUGGAGAUUUGUUGAACCAAAGAAUGACCUGCUGAAUAAGAACGGGUCCUGGGAACUCUCCACCAAAAUCAUUGAUCCUCACGGAAACUCUAACCCUAUCUUAUCCAUCAUCCCUGCACCAACUUCAUACUUCAAUGGGUUAGCUUUCUUGACUGCUGAUUCUAAAGGUGGGUUGAGAAUUUGGAGACCUAGUGUUCCCAAGGAAGCUUAUCAAAUUAAAGGUACUGGUAAGCAACAACAAACUGCAUGGACAAUGAGGAAAUCCAAGGCACCAUUAGGUGCUCAAUCUUCUGAUGCUGUUGAUUUAUGUUGGUCAGACGAUAGUUCAAUUAUUUUCCUUGCGGUUGAAUGCUCUAUCAAGACUAUUAACGCCAAGACUAUGGAGGAAAUCCCAUACCAAGACUUCCCACUUCCUUCACUUUCUGGUUCCAGAAUUAGAUCUAUCUCCAUUGUGGAUAAUCAUCUCGUUAUCUUAUCCAAAACUAGAAUAACUUCAUUUAACUUAUUAACUGCACAAUUGACUGACUUGGUGGCUAAAGUGAAUACUACUCUUGGUGGUAAGAACCUCAUUGCAAUUGAUCCAAUUGCCAACAUCAUAUGUUUAGCACUCAACUACUAUCAUAUAGAAGAAGAGAAUAACCACGAGUUCAAAGUCCAUUCCAAGUUAUUGUUGUUCAAGCCAAACCAAUUAAAACCAAUCCAUGUUCAAACCCAUAAUCAAGGUAUUGCAUCUAUUCGUAACUACAAGAAUAACUCAUUUGUGUUUGUGGACUUGGAUUCUCGAGUAGGCACCUUGCAUUCAUCUUCCAUUGAGUUGUCCAACCAAAUAGAAACUGACUUGAGUCACGAAAUAAGUGCCAUGCUUACAAACUCCCGUGCUACUGCCAAUAUCGUCACUAGUAGAAACGUUGCGCAUAGAAAUGGUUCCAUUGAUGCACCAGUCUCCGACAAGAAUCUUGAUGAGGGUAAUACUAGAGUGAUUGAUCUUCAUACUGUGCAACCAAUAUUCCAAAAUAUCGAUGGGGUUCAAAUUGAAACAUUGUUUGACCGUAUAGUCAAGGUUCUUAAAUAGAAUUUUAUAUACAAAUAUACAUAUUUAGCCUAAAUUACUUACUUCCAAGGAAAUAUUGAUGAUUUCUUGUCGUCCUUUUGGGGUUCGGUGGUCCUUUGUAUAGCCAAUACACUUUCAAUCUUACUCAAUGCGUUUUCCAACAAGUCUUUUCUUUGUUGUAAUUCAAUAUGUUUCUUGAUCUUUGGAUCCUCUUUGGCAAAUCGUUCAAUUUCUUCCGCAGUCAUGGUAUUAAAGAAUCGUUGGUCUAAUUCACGGGGGAAAUUAUAAUAGAAAUCGCUCAAUAACUCAACAUUCAAAAAUAAGAUGGCAGUUGAUGUUAUCUUUGAUGCAACUGCAUCCAAGAAUAUUUCCGGACAUUGAUACUUUCCUUCUUUCUUCUUGCACAUUUUUGAAUUCUUGACAAUUGAAUAUCUCAUUUUUAAUAAUGCUGCUCUAUCCUUAAGGAAAAUUGCAUCUUUACCUCGUUGAAUCAAUGUAGGUGAGAAUCCCAAAGUUUCAUUACUGGUUAAAUCAAUAUCUGACUCUUGCAGUUGCUUUAAUUUUUCCAAAUAUGUAACAACCUGUUGUAAUUUUCUUCCACCAACUUGAUUCUUCAAAUUUUGAUACACUUCAUCACACUGUUUAAUUUCCUCACGUAGUAAAUUCACGGCAUUUUCCUUGGAUGUUUGCCAUUCGCGAUCUUCCAACUCGAUUUCAUAUUUGUAUGGCUUGAUACAAUUUUCCACUUGAUCAGCAGUGGAAUAAUACUUUGCUCCCAAAACGUUCUUAGCAGCUUCCUUAACGGCUGCUUUGGCCAUUGGGUGGUUUCUCAAUUGGGUAUUAUCCACUAAAUUCUCUACUUCGGUAAAUAAAGCAUUGGUGAUUAAAUUAGUUGACAAUCUACCAACACCCAACUUAGUCAAUGAUCCCGUAGUUAAAUCUAACUUCUUGUGCCAGUAAAUGUCAUCGUCUAUAUUGGUAAUCUUUGCCAAUUCACGCAAGUCAAGUUCAACGUUGGAGUUCUUCUUAAGAUCAAAUGGCUUAUUCCAAUAUCUCUCAGCCAACAAAUCCAAUACUUUUUGAUCCAAUUCAUUCUUCAAUAAUGCUCGUAAUUCCGGUCUGGAAAAGUUAUGACUCAAUUCCUUAACUCCCAACUUUAUCAUGUCUAUAUUAUUAGCCAAAUACAUUUCUGGAGUCAAAGGACGAUCAUUAAAUUCAACCUUGAAUUGAUAUGCAGUUUCUUCCAACUCCAGUUGAAUAGCUAAAUGGGUGGGUCUUAAUGAUGCAGCCAUAGUUCUUUCCAAUACUUUCAUAAGUUUCCUUCUCAAAUUUCUGGUUCCUACAUUACAUUGAUAGAAAUCAUCCUUGUGUUCCCGUAAAUAUCCAUACUCAAAGUUUUGUUGAGCUACAAAUGCUUGAUGCCCAGUUAAAUUUUU